GGGAAGACAGCGUUGGAUCUCGCCGCUGAGGCCUCUCAGAGCAGCAUCCUCGCUGACGUCUUCUAUGCAGCCGCCGAUCUGCAGGACGAGGAACUGUUACAGCUCGUGCUGAGGGUAGGAGGAGCCUGUCUUGCCUCAUCGGCUGACCGGGAGGGGAGGACGUGCGCUCACUGGGCCGCGAGGACUGGAAGACUCGACGUGCUGAAAACCCUCCUGAGCCACGGGGGCAUGGGAGCCGCUCGAGCAGCGGACUGUGAGGGUUUGACAUGCGCGCAUAUCGCCGCGGGCAGAGGAGACCUGGAGGCUCUUCGAAUGCUGCUGGACGUUGGAGGGGAUGCGAUCGUUCAUGAUGUGGAUCAGUUCAGCAGAACCCCAGCUCACCAUGCUGUAGUGUGCGAGAAAUUUGACACCCUCGAGCUGCUGCUGGAGAGUGGCGGGAGGGAGCUGGCGAUAGCAGCGGACAGGAAGGGCUUGACAUGCGCUCUGAUCGCAGCUGAAUGGGGAGAAGUGAAGGCGCUGGACAUGCUCAUCGAGGUGGGAGGCAGGGAGGUUGUGGAGGCGGCGGACGCUGACGGCCGGACCUGCGCCCACUGGGCUGCCUAUCGCGGUGACGUCCCGAUCCUCUCGAAGAUCGUCGACCUCGCCGGCCCUCAGGUCCUCCUCGCCCCUGACUGCGACGGCAAGACCUGCGCUCACUGGGCCAGCGACCGGGGAGAGUUCGGCACCUUCGACCUGCUGCUGGCUGCAGGCGGGAAGGCGCUGGCGACAGCGGCCGACCACAAGGGGAAGACCUGCGCGCACUGGGCGACGCAGAAGGGGAGCGUAGAGACGCUGAGGAGGCUGAUCGAGGUAGGAGGGAAGGAGGUAGCGACGGCGACAGACAAGGAGGGCAAGACUUGCGCCUACUGGAGCGUGUGGAUGGAGGACGAGGAGUCGAUGAAGCUGCUGAUCGAGACAGGGGGGCGGGAGGCGGUGAUGACGGCAGACGAGGAAGGAAAGACCUGCGCCCAUCUUGCAGCAGAGAGGGGGGCGACGGGGAUGCUGCGGCUGGCGCUUGCUGCGGGAGGGAGAGAGCUGGCGGUAGCGGCGGACAACUGGGGGUGUACUUGCGCUCACUGGGCGGCGUGGCGGGGGGAGGCGGAGGCACUAGGGGAGGUCCUCCUCGCCCCUGACUGCGACGGCAAGACCUGCGCCCACUGGGCCAGCGACCGGGGAGAGUUCGGCACCUUCGACCUGCUGCUGGCUGCAGGCGGGAAGGCGCUGGCGACAGCGGCCGACCACAAGGGGAAGACCUGCGCGCACUGGGCGACGCAGAAGGGGAGCGUAGAGACGCUGAGGAGGCUGAUCGAGGUAGGAGGGAAGGAGGUCGUGACGGCGACAGACAAGGAGGGCAAGACUUGCGCGCACUUUGCUGCGGAGCGGCGGGACGAGGAGUCGAUGAAGCUGCUGAUCGAGACAGGGGGGAGGGAGGCGGUGAUGACGGCAGACGAGGAAGGAAAGACCUGCGCCCAUCUUGCAGCAGAGAGGGGGGCGACGGGGAUGCUGCGGCUGGCGCUUGCUGCGGGAGGGAGAGAGCUGGCGGUAGCGGCGGACAACUGGGGGUGUACUUGCGCUCACUGGGCGGCGUGGCGGGGGGAGGCGGAGGCACUAGGGGAGGUACUGGAGGCAGGAGGAGAGGAAGCGGCGAGGGCAGCGGACAAGGAGGGGAAGACUUGCGCACAUUUCGCAGCGGAGAAGGGGAGUUUAGAGGGGAUGAAACUGGUGGUCCAAGCAGGAGGGGUAGAUGUCAUCCGUGCCGUCGACAAGGAGGGCAAGACAUGCCUGGCUGUCGCAGAGAGGGAGGAGAGGGAGGAGCUGGUUCAGUACCUCCGAGGACAACUUGCUGCAGCUGGGUUGAAGGAGAAAUGA
This is a messenger RNA of Guillardia theta CCMP2712, 1908 nucleotides long. RefSeq lists its product as hypothetical. Gene Ontology annotation, biological process: protein localization to ciliary inversin compartment. Gene Ontology annotation, molecular function: protein binding. Gene Ontology annotation, cellular component: ciliary inversin compartment. Bases 229 to 1908 code for a protein of 559 amino acids. NCBI's taxonomy places the organism in Eukaryota, Cryptophyceae, Pyrenomonadales, Geminigeraceae. The record is from RefSeq and is a predicted model, not a curated record. The transcript is spliced from 2 exons.